CAUUCUUUCACAGAAACAAAACAAACUAGUAAGUAAAACAAUGAGGUCCCUAAUGGCCUCCUCUGCUUCUCUCAUUCUUGCAUUAGCCAUGCUCUUCCUCGGUUUCCCAUCUGAAAUUUCAGCAAAAGACUAUUCUUACUCCUCACCGCCACCACCAAAGGAUCCAUACCUUUACUCAUCGCAUCCACCUCCACCAGUUCACACCUACUCUCAUCCACACCCAGUCUACCACUCUCAACCGCCACCAGUUCACACUUACCCUCACCCACACCUAGUCUACAACUCCCCUCCACCUCCAUCACCACGCAAGAUACUUUACAAGUACCCAUCUUCUCCACCACCACCACUGCACACUUACCGUCAUCCUUACCCCGUCUACCAUUACCCACUGCCACCACCACCACAUAAGAAGCCAUACAAGUACCCAUCUCUCCCUCCACCACCAGAGCACACCUACCGUCAUCCUCACCUUGUCCACCACUCCUCGCCACCACCACCAACACCACACAAGAAACUAUACAAGGGAUUCUUCACAGAUAUAUUUCGUCAGUCUUUGAUUAAUACUGUUUAGAGGGUUGCUUUUCUAUAUUUAAUUUAUGUUUUUGUUGUAUUAGCCACUGUUGUAGGGCUAUGCCUCAAUAUGCAUGUGUUUGCAGGAAUUUUGAUUUUCAAUGUUUGGUUUUGUAUCAAGGUGACUGACAACCUAAAUAAAUAUAUCCCAUAUUUUGAUAUCCCCUAUUAAAAAAUACCUAUAUUG
Vicia villosa (hairy vetch) is the source of this 757-nucleotide messenger RNA. Its product is annotated as extensin-like. The record is from RefSeq and is a predicted model, not a curated record. The transcript has a single exon. The coding region runs from base 41 to 571 and encodes 176 amino acids. NCBI's taxonomy places the organism in Eukaryota, Viridiplantae, Streptophyta, Magnoliopsida, Fabales, Fabaceae.